AUGGCUGGGAAGAUGUCCGCCCUGUUUGUUGUAUGUGUGGCGCUACUCGCGCUGAGCCCUACCCAGGCUGCCAGAGACAUCGUGGACCUGCAGGAGUUUGGUUUGGGACGCGUGGACAUGGGGGCCCUGCGGAAGCUGACGCAGUUUAACUUCGGGUCGGACUCGCCCUCGGGCACCGACGGCUCGGGUUUCGACUUCCCUGGGAACAACCCAUCUUCCCCCCCGGAGGCGUCGUCCCCUGCUUCCGUGCCCAGCCCCCCUUCCAGCCCUUCCCCUAGCCCCGCCUCCGCUCCCACCGGUGUGUCCGCUUCUGACAACGGUGAUGGCACCGUCACCGUGUCCUUCUCCAGCUCCGGCAGCAGCUUUGUGGCCGAGGCAGUGCCCGCGGGCAGCAGCCAGGGCAGUGCCAGCAACCCCUCUAAGUCGGGAAGCUCCAGCCCAAUCACCCUGUCCACCUCUGACGGUCUGGAGUCCGGCACCACCUACACCUUCUACGUCACCCUGAACUCCGACGGCCAGUCCCUGGCCAACCUGGGCAUCGCCUCCAACCUGGGAGGCGACGACACCGAUGGCGAGGUGGACAAGGCCUUUGUUGGCAGCGUGUCCGAGGCCAGCACCCCUGCCGACGUGGCGGCUCUCGUCGCUGGUAAGUCCGGCUCCGUCAAGUCCUGCGGCGUGGCCUUUGCCGCGGGCAUCAAGUCCGGCAAGAGCGUGACCACCCUGUGCCACGGGUGGGGCACGGCCGUGAUCGAGGCCGUGAAGGAGGGUAAGACCAAGGACGCGCUGAACAUCUGCUCCUCCUCCGUCAUUGGCAUCGUGCUGGUCUCCGUCAACGUCAGCGUCACUGUGGCCACCCAGGCCUGCAGUGAGCUGGUCAUCUUCAUCAUCUCCUCCGGCAGCUGCACUGUCAUCGUCAAGCAGUUCAUCCUCAACCUGUUCAGCAUCAUCAUCUCCAUCUCCACCAAGAGCACGGCCUUUGUCAUCGCCUGA
This is a messenger RNA of Auxenochlorella protothecoides, 990 nucleotides long. RefSeq lists its product as hypothetical. Gene Ontology annotation, molecular function: protein binding. The coding region runs from base 1 to 990 and encodes 329 amino acids. The transcript has 4 exons. Lineage: Eukaryota; Viridiplantae; Chlorophyta; Trebouxiophyceae; Chlorellales; Chlorellaceae. The record is from RefSeq and is a predicted model, not a curated record.